UGCACGUGCUCCUCCUUAUAAAACAUAAGUUUAUGCGCACAUGACACAUGUCGUAUCGUAUAGUCGUAAGGAUGAAAGCCCAAAUCUUCUACGUGCUGUGUGUCGGUGUGUUAUGUCUGUUGAAGUCAGCAGCAGCAGCCGACGCCGACGCCGCUCCUUCAGGACGAGAUUACACAGUAAAGCCGGGAGUGUGUCCUCGCGCAAGGUUUGAAGAAGAAGUAAAACCAGGAGUGUGUGCAGAGUUGUGUGUCAAUGACGGUGACUGCCCAGGAAAUAAGAAAUGCUGCAGAAACGGAUGUGGGAGCCAAUGUACUACUCCAAAAAAAGAUAUAGUAAAGCCGGGAGUGUGUCCCCGCACAAGGUUUGAAGAAAGAGUAAAACCAGCAGUGUGUGCUGAGUUGUGUGACAAUGACAGCGACUGCCCAGGAGAUGAGAAAUGCUGCAGUAGGCCUAACGGAUGUGGGCGUCAAUGUACUCCUCCGCAAAAAGUUAUAGUAAAGCCGGGAGUGUGUCCUCGCGCAAGGUUUGAAGUAGAUGUAAAACCAGGAGUUUGUGCAGAGUUGUGUGACAAUGACAGCGACUGCCCAGGAGAAAAGAAAUGCUGCAGAAACGGAUGUGGGAGCCAAUGCACUACUCCACAAAAAGAUAUAGUAAAGCCGGGAGUGUGUCCUCGCGCAAGGUUUGAAGUAGAAGUAAAACCAGGACUGUGUGCAGAGUUGUGUGACAAAGACCGCGACUGCCCAGGAGAAAAGAAAUGCUGCAGAAACGGAUGUGGGAGCCAAUGUACUACUCCACAAAAAGAUAUAGUAAAGCCGGGAGUGUGUCCUCGCGCAAGGUUUGAAGUAGAUGUAAAACCAGGAGUGUGUGCGGAGUUGUGUGCCAAUGACGGCGACUGCCCAGGAAAUGAGAAAUGCUGCAGUAAUGGAUGUGGGCAUCAAUGUUCUCCUCCACAGAAAGAUAUAGUAAAGCCGGGAGUGUGUCCUCGCGCAAGGUUUGAAGUAGAAGUAAAACCAGGACUGUGUGCAGAGUUGUGUGACAAAGACCGCGACUGCCCAGGAGAAAAGAAAUGCUGCAGAAACGGAUGUGGGAGCCAAUGUACUACUCCACAAAAAGAUAUAGUAAAGCCAGGAGUGUGUCCUCGCGCAAGGUUUGAAGUAGAAGUAAAACCGGGAGUGUGUGCUGAGUUGUGUGCCAAUGACGGCGACUGCCCAGGAAAUGAGAAAUGCUGCAGUAACGGAUGUGGUCAUCAAUGUAGUGCUCCACACAAAGGUUUGUCGUAUCGUAUAGUCGUAAGGAUGAAAGCACAAAUCUUCUACGUGCUGUGUGUCGGUGUAUUAUGUCUGUUGAAGUCAGCAGCAGGAGCAGCAGCCGACGACCCCGCUGCUUCAGGACGAGACUACGCAGUAAAGCUGGGAGUGUGUCCCAGCAGAAGAUUGGAAGUGGAAGUAGAUUUAAGACCAGGAUUGUGUGCCGAGUUGUGUGCCAAAGACCGCGACUGCCCGGGAGAUGAGAAAUGCUGCAGUAACGGAUGUGGGCGUCAAUGUACUCCUCCACAAAAAGAUAUAGUAAAGCCGGGAGUGUGUCCCCGCAGGAGGAUUGGAGUCUGUGCAGAGUUGUGUGACAAUGACAGCAACUGCCCAGGAAAUGAGAAAUGCUGCAGUAACGGAUGUGGGCAUCAAUGUUCUCCUCCACAGAAAGAUAUAGCAAAGCCGGGAGUGUGUCCAAGCAGAAGGUUUGGAGUAGGAGUCUGUGCAGAGUUGUGUUCCAAUGACCGCGAAUGCCCAGGAAAUGAGAAAUGCUGCAGUAACGGAUGUGGGCGUCAAUGUACUCCUCCACAAACAGAUAUAGCAAAGCCGGGAGUGUGUCCAAGCAGAAGGUUUGGAGUAGGAGUCUGUGCAGAGUUGUGUUCCAAUGACCGCGAAUGCCCAGGAAAUGAGAAAUGCUGCAGUAAUGGAUGUGGGCGUCAAUGUACUCCUCCAUAUACAGCAAAGCCGGGAGUGUGUCCCCGCAGAAGGUUUGAAGUAGGAGUACGACCAGGAUUGUGUGCAGAGUUGUGCAAAAAUGACAGCGACUGCCCAGGAAAUGAGAAAUGCUGCAGUAACGGAUGUGGGCAUCAAUGUUCUCCUCCACAAAAAGAUAUAGCAAAGCCGGGAGUGUGUCCAAGCAGAAGGUUUGGAGUAGGAGUGUGUGCAGAGUUGUGUUCCAAUGACCGCGAAUGCCCAGGAAAUGAGAAAUGCUGCAGUAAUGGAUGUGGGCGUCAAUGUACUCCUCCAUAUACAGCAAAGCCGGGAGUGUGUCCCCGCAGAAGGUUUGAAGUAGGAGUACGACCAGGAUUGUGUGCAGAGUUGUGCGAAAAUGACAGCGACUGCCCAGGAAAUGAGAAAUGCUGCAGUAACGGAUGUGGGCAUCAAUGUUCUCCUCCACAAAAAGAUAUAGUAAAGCCGGGAGUGUGUCCCCGCAGGAGGUUGGAAUUAGAAGUAAGACUGGGAUUGUGUGCAGAGUUGUGUGCCAAUGACAGCGACUGCCCAGGAAAUGAGAAAUGCUGCAGUAACCGAUGUGGUCGUCAAUGUACUCCUCCACAAACUGUUAUAGAUCCGAGAGGUGCCAGUGCUCCAGGUUAUCCAAAGAAAAACAGACGUUUAACCAAACCAAAGCCAGGAGUUUGUCCCCGCAGGAGGUUUAGAGUUGCAGUGUGUGCAGAGUUGUGUGCCAAUGACAGAGAAUGCCCAGGAAAUGAGAAAUGCUGCAGUACUGGAUGUGGGCAUCAAUGUAGUCCUCCAUAUACAGCAAAGCCGGGAGUGUGUCCGCGCAGAAGGUUUGGAGUAGGAGUGUGUGCAGAGUUGUGUUCCAAUGACCGCGAAUGCCCAGGAAAUGAGAAAUGCUGCAGUAACGGAUGUGGGCAUCAAUGUUCUCCUCCAUAUACAGGGAAACCUCGUUUGUGCACUCUAUGGAUGUGGACUCCAAUGUGUCCCCAAUAGUCUUGACAGCCAGUGUCCUGCAGAACAGAAAUGUUCCCCAACCACCUGUGGUCUUGCAUGCAGUGAUCCUUGCUGACUUCAGA
Triplophysa dalaica is the source of this 3061-nucleotide messenger RNA. It is a transcript of the gene wfdc2, whose product is annotated as WAP four-disulfide core domain 2. Gene Ontology annotation, biological process: antibacterial humoral response; innate immune response. Gene Ontology annotation, cellular component: extracellular region. Bases 48 to 2978 code for a protein of 976 amino acids. Gene Ontology annotation, molecular function: peptidase inhibitor activity. The transcript has 20 exons. Lineage: Eukaryota; Metazoa; Chordata; Actinopteri; Cypriniformes; Nemacheilidae. The record is from RefSeq and is a predicted model, not a curated record.